Molecule: messenger RNA, 716 nt
Organism: Salvelinus namaycush (lake trout)
Lineage: Eukaryota; Metazoa; Chordata; Actinopteri; Salmoniformes; Salmonidae
Exons: 5
Coding region: 1-708 (235 amino acids)
Source: RefSeq, a predicted model, not a curated record
AUGGAUCUCCAGACCAUCUACGUGGACGCAUCUACGUCAUGGGGGCCCGACACUAAGGACUCUAUGCCACGAAGCCCUACACUCUACGCACCCCUGCAUCUUCUUGGCACCUCUGUCUUUUCUCUCAUGCUGCUACCUCUGGUGUUGUCUUGUGACAGCAACCGGACUAUGAGAGAGAUCGCUGAGGACUACGAGUCUGUCAUCUCCCUGCUCCUUCAGAACCUUGAGAACAACAUCACUGAAUUAAAAGUGUCUAAUAAAAGCUGCAGAGAGGAAAUGCCUGAAUGUGAGAAGGAUAACGAGAGCCAGUUUAUUUACAACAUGAUGUGUAGACAUACCAGACUCAUUAGGCUCUUUAAGCUAGAGAGGCUCAAGAGAGAAAUCCUGUGCUCACUGGGCCGCUACUGUCCUAGAAAACAGAGGAGUUCACAAGAACAGCACACAACCCAUCAGCAUCAGAGGAGAAAGAAGAAGAAGCCAGGAGGAGAAACGGUGGAGGAGAAAGAGAGGACGGAGGAGAACAGAGGGACCACGGAGGGAGGGGAGAGGUUGGACGGUGGGAAACAGCAGGGACGAGAGAGAAAGGAGAGAUGCAGGAGCACAAAGGCCAUGAAAAGGAGACGGAGACAGUAUGAACUGAAGGUGUUUGUGGACAGCCUGAAGGAGUGCUACAUGUCCCUGGCUGAAAGACACGGAGACCUGAAAUGAGACGAAAG